Molecule: messenger RNA, 2071 nt
Organism: Mollisia scopiformis
Lineage: Eukaryota; Fungi; Ascomycota; Leotiomycetes; Helotiales; Mollisiaceae
Exons: 1
Coding region: 310-1794 (494 amino acids)
Source: RefSeq, a predicted model, not a curated record
UCUAUUUCUGCUCCACGUCUGCGGUGAAUAUAUUAUAUUCCACCAACCACCCCUGGUCCAUUUGCCCCCCUUCAAUUACAGUUCUUCUCUGUCCUUCUCUAGGACAAGGAGACAUACACCAGCAACGACGCGACUUAUCCUAGGUUCACCUUGAUAUUCCUCGUUAGUGAGUGUUCGGAAAUUCGAUAUACGCACGCAGGGCGGACUCAAAUUAUUGGGUUAUUGGGGCUAAGCGGCUGGACCCUACCCAAGGGAAACGAAAGGAUUGAGCAAUUGUUUCAGGAAUAAAGGGCCAAAGGGAAAGCAAAUAUGCCACUUCUAACCAAGAUGCUCCCUUUGAGGGAGACGGUCGAAGAUUUCCAGGCUGCCUCUCUUCAUUCCUCUCAUCAACAACACCAGGACGAGGGGCAAGAGAAGGAUAAGGAUAGCGGGUACGAGGACUUUCAGGAAUUCGACGAAGAGGACGAGUGUUUGGAUAGCGAUAUGGAGGGCUCGAUUAUUCACAGGGGACGCCCGAAGAAGGCUGUCAGGGCACCAGCUAUCCCGGCGAGGAACGAAAGACGUGCAUCCAAGAUACUAGAGAACGUUAUGCUCGAACUGCAGACAUUGGAUGGCAAGGAGGCAAAGGAUACCGAUAGCAGAUCAAUGGUCCCAGAGUCCGAUCCUCACGAAUCAUACCUCUCGAGCGAAGAAGAUGCUAGCCUUUCAGACGACUACGAUGACCUCGAAUCUCUCUCUGGCACAGCGAGCCCCUCUGCCGAGGACGCAGACAAUGAAGAAGGUCGAGAAUCGUUCUCGCGAGGAUCAAGAAGGAAAUCUCAAGAGGAUACUGCAAGAGUGGUUAGUUUCAUCUGUGUUGGCAAGCCACAGAUUGUCGAUAUCUUCAUAUCCUCCAACCAUGCCUCCCCCAUUGAACGUGGAAACGGUAGUAUCCCCAAACGACACUCGAUGAAUCUCGAGGCUCUGACAGCACUUACUCAAACACAAUCUUCCUCGCCAGCGAAAUCUAGUCGUCGACCUACACCAUUGAAGCUCUACCCCAAUUCAAUCCGCCGAAUGUCAAUUUCGAGCAUAACGUCCUCUCACACUAGCAACUCGUCCUACAACCAACCCGCUCCAACGAAUGCUUCGAACACAAACCUCAGUUCCCUCCCACCACGAAAAUCCAGUCGAUUGGCAUUAAACAUAAACUCCCUAAUAACAUCAACAAAAACAACCCUCCAGAAAUCAGUUUCCGCAUCCGCCGCAGUACCCUCCCACUCAUUCCUAACCUCCGACCCCUUCUCCACCACAGCCUCAAACGAAGACACACAACCCACCACGCCGAAGACCCCAACAAGCAUAGCAGCCGCAGCCUGGAAAAGAGGCCUCAGCAAAACCCUAACCAAAGCCCGCAAACCCAGCAUGCCCAAGCUGUACACAGCCUACACCAACAGCUCCAGCGCCUCCAUCUCUCCGGACAAGAAGCGAAUUUCGACCGCACAUUCAAACCUAUCUAGCAACAACCUCGCCCGCAUAAUCUCCGAGUCUAUACCCGACGCAGAAACUCGCUCGAGAAGCAGCGUCUAUUCGUCUGCUUCCUCGCAGCGAGACCCGGCGGUGGAACCGGUGGUAGAAGUCAAGAGGUCAUCAACGAUGCCGGUUCUUACUUCGCCCACGACCUCGACGUCUUAUAUCCCGCCCGUGGUACAGAAACCGCCGCCUAUUCCAGCCAGCACCACGCCUGUUUCGGCUGGUGGGAGGAGGAGUUUCAGUUUAGGGCUAGGGAGGAAGAAGAGUGUUAAGACGAAAUGAUUGGAUUUGAAUUUGUUUUGAUUGAAUGGAGUUUGGGAAGGCGUUCUUUUUGGGUUGGGCGCGAGGAUACCAUUUGCAUUUUAUGAGAUUUUCUUUGGAAUCUGAUUCGAGAUUUGUGUUUUUCUCUACUACUUAUAUUUAUGAAUUUCCUUGGGAAAUAUGUGUCUGCUGGAAAGAUGGGAGAUGCAUGGAAUGGAUGGGUAGAGAAAGAGAGAUGGUGUAGUCUAGAUGGGAUGGGAAAAGGGGGAAUGAAUGCAUACAGAUUCUAUGCUCAAAA